AUUUGAAAGGGUAUUUUUUGACCUAUUUAAUAUAAAAUAAGGGGUAAAGUGAAAAAGAAUACUUUUUGGUGAAAAGGUGAAAAUCAAAAAAAUUUAUUACUUUAUGAUGGGCCAAGUAAGUAUUUCAAAUAAGAAUUAACAAUUAAAAGAGACAAUUUAAGAAAAAUGUAACAAUUAAAAAAAUCGAAGGAAGUAGUUUCUUUGUCUUUUAGCUGUAUAUUUUUACAUUUGACAUUAUUUACAUGAAUUACUUUUGAGUUGACUGUUGACCUAAUUAAUAAAUGAUCAAAAUACGUUACAUGAAUUAUGCAAAAGUCAAUAUAGUAAAAGGUGAAGAAGACAGAGAAAGUGAAUGAUAUUAAAUUCUAUACUAAUAAUAUGCUAUGCCCUUUAUACUUUUGCUAUUCUUUCAAUCAAAUCCACAUUUUUCAUAGUAAUGGAAAUGGGCCAACACAAAAAAAAAAAAAGCACCACUAUUCCUACAAUGUAGUAGUACAAACAAUAUAACGACCCACCAAACUCAAGUUUCUAGGUAAAUUUGUCAAGAAGCCAAGCUAAAGAUUAAACUAUUUUGAGUGAAAGCAUCCUUUAUAACACCUGAAUUUAGCUUGUUGUCAUUAUCCCCAAAUCUCAACAUGAUUCUUAAAUUCAAUAUAUAAACAACAAAAUACUAGUUGGUAAACUAACACAUAAUAGUAAAGUUUAAAUAAGUAGUUAAUUAAAAUAAGUGCUUUAGUUCAAUUUUCAACACCAAAAACAGCAAAAUGACAUAAAAAAAGUGUUGUGAUUCAACCUCGUAUAAUCCCCCCAAAAGUUCCCUUUUUUAGCACUUAAUGGAGUCAUGCAAAGACAAUGGCAGUUCAUGUAAUUACUGUUUGAGGUUAAAAUUCAUAUAGUAGCCAGAAAAAGUAGCCGUUAAGAGUUCAGUUUAUAAAGAAUGACCCAAUUCUCAAGAAUAUUAUUUAUGAGAGGAGUGUGUGUGAGUAAACAUUUUUAUUUUAGAAGAGAAGAAAGAGAGGAGAAUGAAAAACUAGCCGUUAAGAGGCGCCUCUGAACCAUUUACAAUCUGACAGUUUGUCCCGGGUUUUUUUUAACUUUUCACGAGAUUUUUCUCUCUCCUCUCACGUGCUAUGCCACAGAAAAUCCCAACCUCAACUACAAAACCCUCUCAUCUCUGUUUUAUCCCCUGUUUUAUCUUUCAGUUUCUAGUCAUUUUCAGCCCUUCACCCUUACAUUAAAAUCUCCCAAUUUUUUUUAAAAAAUAUAUAUUUUUUUUUUCAAGAUUUAGAAACAACCCAUUUGCUCAAAUGUUGAAUGAAACCCAAAAAAAGAAGGAAAAAUGGAAGAUUCAAUCUCAGAAGAAACACCCAAUUUGUGGUUUUGGGUUAAAUUGCAAAAAGAUGGUGUUUUUGGUUCAAUUGUUGAUGAUUUUGUGUCACCAAGCUUCAAGUUUGAAAGAAUGGGAUGGUGUGGUUAUAACACAAGCUGAUUAUCAAGGUUUACAAGCAUUCAAAAAUGAGUUAAUUGAUCCAAAAGGGUAUUUAAGGAGCUGGAAUGAUAGUGGUUUUGGUGCUUGUUCUGGUGGUUGGGCUGGAAUUAAAUGUGCAAAAGGUCAAGUUAUUGUAAUUCAGCUUCCUUGGAAAAGUUUAGGUGGAAGAAUUACUGAAAAAAUUAGUCAAUUUCAAGCACUUAGGAAACUUAGUCUUCAUGAUAAUUUCAUUAGUGGGUUGAUCCCAACUUCUUUAGGCUUUCUUCCUAAUCUUAGAGGUGUUCAACUCUUCAAUAACCGUCUUUCGGGUUCGAUUCCACCUUCAUUAGGUCUAUGUCCUUUGCUUCAAACCCUUGAUCUUAGCCACAAUUCUCUCACAGGAACUAUCCCACCUAGCUUGGCUAACUCUACCAGGCUUUAUUGGGUCAAUUUGAGCUAUAAUUCCUUGCAAGGUCAGGUACCGAGGGAGUUAACGCGGUCGAAUCGCCUCACAUUACUUGCACUUCAAUACAAUAAUCUGUCCGAGUCUUUGCCCACUGAUUUAGGAAAACUUUCAAAUCUUAGAACAUUGGAUUUGUCCCACAAUUUUAUAAAAGGUAGUCUUCCUAGUAGUAUCUCAAAUAUGUCCUCUUUGAAUACAUUAAACUUAGAAAGUAAUAAUCUUGUAGGACAUUUGCCUGAAAAUAUAGGUAACCUUCAUAAUUUGUCUAUGCUUAAUCUUAGGAGGAAUCGAAUCGAUGGCCAAAUUCCUCAAUCAAUUGGCAAUCUUUCCUCACUCAAACACCUUGAUUUGUCUUUUAAUGACUUCAAAGGAGAAAUCCCAAAUUCCCUUUCUGAUUUGCUAACUCUUAGUUUCUUGAAUGUCUCAUAUAAUAAGCUUUCUGGUUCAGUUCCUGUUGAACUCUCCCAAGAGUUCAAUUCAAGCUCUUUCAUUGGGAAUCUUCAACUAUGUGGAUUCAGUCCUUCAAAUCCAUGCCAAUCUCAAGCACCAUCUCCUUCUUUUGGCAUAUCAGAAGAAGCUAAAAGAGGCAGAAAGUUGAGUAUCAAAGACAUAAUUCUCAUAGCAGCUGGUACUCUCCUUGUAAUCAUGCUCAUUCUUUGCUGCAUACUACUGUACUGCUUGAUCAGGAAAAGAAGAGGUGUGUCAAAGAAAGAGGGGGAGGGUGCCGCAGUGGUGGGGCGGGCCCCACGAGCGGAGAAGGGGGCCCCAUCAGGUGGACAAGAGGUCGAGGCGGGAGAGGCGGGAGGUAAAUUGGUCCAUUUUGAUGGUCCAAUGGUGUUUACAGCAGAUGAUCUUUUGUGUGCUACUGCUGAGAUAAUGGGGAAGAGCACAUAUGGAACUGUUUAUAAGGCUACAUUGGAGGAUGGAAGUGAAGUGGCUGUCAAGAGAUUAAGAGAGAAGAUCACUAAAGGGCAGAAAGAAUUUGAAGCUGAAGUUAAUUUGCUUGGCAAAAUUAGACACCCAAAUCUUUUGGCAUUGAGGGCUUAUUACUUAGGCCCUAAAGGAGAGAAGCUUCUUGUCUUUGAUUACAUUCCCAAGGGAAGCCUUGCCACCUUCUUACAUGCCCGGGGUCCAGAGACGCGCAUUGAUUGGCCAACAAGAAUGAGAAUGAUACAAGGAAUGGCAAGAGGACUGUUCCACCUUCACAACAAUGAGAACAUAAUUCAUGGCAACUUAACAUCAAGCAAUGUCCUCAUUGAUGAUAAUAACAAUGCUAAAAUUUCAGAUUAUGGCCUGUCAAGACUAAUGACAGCAUCAGCUGCAGCCAAUGUGAUAGCCACUGCAGGAGCAUUAGGCUACCGAGCUCCAGAGCUAUCAAAGCUUAAGAAGGCCAACACGAAAACAGAUGUCUAUAGUUUAGGGGUGAUCAUCUUAGAGCUACUAACAGGAAAGUCACCUGGGGAGGCAAUGAACGGUGUAGAUUUACCACAAUGGGUAGCUUCCAUUGUCAAAGAAGAGUGGACAAAUGAGGUUUUUGACUUGGAGUUAAUGAAAGAUGCGUCAACUAUUGGUGAUGAGUUGCUCAACACCUUGAAGUUAGGCUUGCAUUGUGUUGACCCGUCACCAUCUUCGAGACCCGAAAUUCAGCAGGUUUUGCAGCAGUUAGAGGAGAUUAGGACAGUCGAUGCAGUCACAGCCACUACUUCGGGUGAUGACGGUGGUGGUGAUCCAUCAGCGAGUGAAUAAAGAAUGUUUUGUAGGAAGUGGAAGAUUUAGGAAGAGAUUCUUUUAGGUAUUUUUUGGUGUUUUGAUCUUGAUCAUUUCUUGAUAAUUGUGUUGAUGUAAAUAGAAUUCCAUUUGUAUCUGUUAGUUGUUCCCUGAAUGAUCCUCAAUUAGUAGAUCUGUUUCUCUCUUGUUCCCAUCCACUAGGAACAAGAGACUUGUUUUUC
Messenger RNA from Beta vulgaris subsp. vulgaris (sugar beet), 3880 nucleotides. RefSeq names its product probable leucine-rich repeat receptor-like protein kinase IMK3. The coding region runs from base 1308 to 3677 and encodes 789 amino acids. Lineage: Eukaryota; Viridiplantae; Streptophyta; Magnoliopsida; Caryophyllales; Amaranthaceae. The transcript is spliced from 2 exons. The record is from RefSeq and is a predicted model, not a curated record. Gene Ontology annotation, biological process: protein phosphorylation. Gene Ontology annotation, molecular function: protein binding; ATP binding; protein kinase activity.